AAUGGCGGCCGCCAGCCGGAAGCGGAAGUGACGCCAGCGAGAAGGCUGGCGGCGGUUGCUGUCGUUACCGACCCGCCUGGGGACGUGAGCUCAGCGCCGGGGGCGGGAGCGGUUCUGAGCUGUUCUGCAGGAUGAGCACCGCUGCUGAAGAUGCUAAGCCGGAAGAUGCCAAACCAGAACCUGAGAAAAAAAUAUACUAUUGUGAAGUCUGUAAAGUUCCGUGUAUGAGUUCUAUAAGUCUUCAGUCACACUAUCGUGGUAUGAAGCAUAAAAAGAAAGAAGAAGCACUGAGGUUCAAGACUGUCUAUAGUCCUCCAGCUCCCUUCCAAACAACGAUGAACUAUGAAAUGCAGAGACCAGUGAAGAGAGGACUCACAAAGGAUAUAACAUGUCUGAAGGAUUUUAUUAAUGAUCCCAAAAGAGAAGAACCUCUAGUUGGCUUAGAGCAUGUGGUUGAAAUCAGAUUUGAAGGAAGAAGAGAGCCGCAUUAUGAAUGCAAGCUAUGUGGUUUUAAUACAGAGAUGGCACCCAUGAUAGAACAUCUUAGUGGAUAUAAACACAGAAGAGCAUACAUAUCUAAAGAAUUUCCAGACAAAAUGAAGAGAAAGGCAACAGAUGUAAAAGAAUGCAAAGUCUCAUUUCUCAAAAGAAUAGCAGGAGAGCUAGAGAAGACCGAAGGAUUAAAAAUGUAUAAGAUUGAAGGUUACAUAAGACCAAGUACCUCACCCCCAUCAAAGAAGAAAGCAAGGUGGGAAGAUAAUCAUAAGCAUGAGAAUGACCCUUUUUGGAAACAGAAAGCUUUAGAGUUCUUGGAGACUUUUCACAUCACCUCAGACUCAGAAGCAACACGUGUUGUUCGUGUUACACAGGAACUCACGGAAGCUUUAAAGUCCUUUUGUGAAAAGAAAGCAGCAGUGAAUUAUACGAACAGACUGAGGCCAUUGAUGCCCAUGUCUCGAGGUGGAUUUGCUGCAAGAAAAAACUUCACGAAACCAUACAAGCCAUAUGGAAAAUACAGAGGAAAUUUUAACUGGAAUCAAGGUUUUUUCUCUCAGCAAGAACAGUGUGCUGCAGAUAAUUCUUUUACUCCUGACAACUCACACAGUUACCAAGCUGAUGAUGGAUCAUCUUCCUAUGGACUAAGACCUGCUGACUCUGCAGUGAUGUCAGCACUCAGGGACUCUCUUGCUCUCCAGACUGGAAGUUCUGCUGGUGGUAUCAGUGAAUGGCUGAAGCAGUUCAACCAGUCUGCUUCGAACAGCAGUCCAGCCCCCGGGGCCUCUUCUUAUGCGACAGGUUCGGUGAAUGAGUACUUAGCAGAGCGUGUGUCCAAAGAUGUGCAAGGAGACGAGCUCCCUGGUAACAGAAUGGCGUAUGGCAGGGAAGGUACAAGUUGGAGGAAUCAACAAACGCGUAGCAAAGCAAGGGGUAUAAGUGAUCAGAGAUUACCUUAUCCCAAUUCUUCAUAUUCUUCAUCUGGAAGAUACUCAACAAACUAUCCUUCGCAAAGCUGUUUCUCUUACAAGGGUGAUGGAUCUGUGAAUUCUUGUACAUUUUCUACAAAUUCCGCUUUUUCAAGAAGGGGUGGCUCCAGGUGGAACCAGAACUCCAGGUGGAGCCAGGGCUGUAGCUGGAAGCAGGAUUCUAACUGGAAGCAGGACUCUAACUGGAACCAAGGCUGUAGCUGGAACCAGGACUCUAACUGGGAGCAGGGCUGUGGCUGGAAGAAGGACUCUAACUGGAAGCAGGGCUCUAGCUGGAACAAGGAGUCUAAUUGGAACUGGGAAUCGAGGUGUCAAGAAUAUAGGCAUGAGAAGUCAGGCUACAAAAAUGAUUGGAGUUCACGUCACUAUUCCUUCCCUGGCAGUGGCUCAUACAGAGAUAGUGAGCAAUUCAGAAGCUCAGAUAAGAUGUUUGGUGAAGAUGCUGUUGGUCCUGCUCCCGACGUUUUGAACAGACUGGAAGGAAAGGAUAUACCUGUGGUGACUGGGGUGCUCAGACAGCUGGCUUCAUCUUACCCAGCACUUGUGAGACUGUGAUUAGUGAGAAUUAAAUAUUCAGACACCAGCCAGUGUGCUAAUAGGAACAAGAGGAAAAGAUGAAGGAGCGACAACAGCUGAACUGGAAGCAGAUGAACAGAGCCAAGAAUCUCCGUAUCUUGGAUCUCAGGAAAGAGACUGCAUUUAAGAGUAUGUUUCUGGAAGGGGAAAGGGAGGUAGAGUGUCACCUUUUUAACAUAUUAAAUGUAGCUGGAACACAAACUUGCACAUAAUGGAGGUGAAUAUUAUUUUUUUUUUUCCUUUAGGCUUUUUUAAUGUAUUUGUUACAUCUUAGUGUAUUGCAGAAAAAUAUGGUGUUAUUUUUUGGAGGAGGAUGUUAAUGUUAUUCUGUCGGCAAAAAGCUGGGCACCCUUUUAACGUCCUUCCCCCACUCAGAAAAAAAGAAAAGUUUGUUUUUAUGUUAAUUGUGGGGGGAAGAAAAAGCUCACUGAAAAUACUGAUCUGGGGUUUGAAAAUCCAGAUGUGCUGCUGCUCUUCACACAGAGUUCAGGUCAGUUCAGUUAACUUAAGGCUUUCUAGUUGGGAUGUUUGGAGAAGUAGAUACACUACAUCUCUGUUCAGUGGAAGGAGAGGAGAGCGUGGAGUUAUUUCAUUUUAUUUUUGCAGAACAGAGAUGUACAACAUCUGCACUUUUAUGUCCUGUUGAGAAUGAAACUGUUGUGAGCUGACUAAAAAUUCAAUUGAUAAAUGGAUCCAUACUAAAAUGGAAAAUCCUUCAUUCUUUGUGCUGACAAAAGCAUAUCAAGAAAUAGUAGAACCCAUACAGCAAUUAGAUAAAAUAACAGGGGAAACUAAAUAAUCUUAACAGAAAUGGGCACCAGUUUACCGUGUUUACCAGUGGUCCGUACUUACAUUUCUUCUCUGCACUUCUGAGCUGUAAGCUCACUAGUGCUUACCUUUAGAUGUCUGCUGUAUAUGAUCAUAUAUAGCUAAAGUGGGGCUAAAGAAAAUGACUAGCGUGAGACAGUUUACUCCCAGUACUCUGUUCUGCUUUUCACUGCUCUGUUAUGAGCCGUCGUCUUUCAUUUUAACCACAGCUGGAGUAUUUUUGUCUCUGCACAUUAAAUACUUGUGCUGAACUCAGGUUAGUCUUCAUAAGCUAUGCUAAUAUCUUUUUGCAUUCAUGAAAAAUAACUUUUUGGGACUUGUUACAUAGAUUUGUAACACAAAAGCAACAAAGCAGUCAAUGAUAGGGCAUAUACACUUGAUUCUCUAAAAUUCUCCUAUUCUUGUUUGAGCUGUGCAGCAGAAUACAUCUGCUUUCCUUUUUCUUCACUGCCUCCUUUCCUCCAGGAAGUGUAGUGCAAGUAAGUAAGUUUCUGGAAACGCAGAAAAACUGAAUCAAAGUUAAGGUGUUUUCAGCUGAGGUCUCCAUAGUUGGUUUAUUUUUUUCUACUUUGGACUCCUUGUGGGAUUUUACUGCACGCACUGUAUAUCCCAGCGGCACACAGUGGCUGAAUGAUGUCUUCCCCAAGAAGAUGCUCUUUCUUCUUCCACAUUCCCUUAUUUUUCAAUCUGGGGAAGAGUUUCUGGUUCCUGCCUGUUGCACAGGAUGAGGGGUGUCCCAGGGGGAGGGAAGUUGUGUCAUCCUUUCAGUCACUUCUCCAAUAGUGUUAUAUAAGAGAAGACCUCCUCCUGUUUCUGUUUCCCUGUGCUGGCUAAUUUCCUUGUGUCAGCUUCUGGCUGCUCGCUCCCAAGAAACCUCUGUGCCCUGUCUUGCUCCCAUGUAGUAGAGCACUGGAACAGAAUGAGUGCUGUGUGUAUGUUCCUGUUUCCCUGGGCACUGGGCCUUCUUUAGGAAGCAAGCUUUACAAGGUAGGCAUUGAUGGGCUGCAGACCGCACUGUAAAUGUUUGCUGUCCAUCAGCAGCAGUGCAGUUACACCACGCCCUUUGGCACAAGGCAGCAUUUCUGAGGCUGUACCAGAGCCUUUUGAACCAAUUGUACUUUUCCUUAAAACACCAGUGAUAAAAAUCCAGGAUCAAACAUGCUUUGAGGGGGUAACUUGUGUACUUCCCAGCCAGGUUACUUGCUUUUCCACCUUCAGCAGCUCUUCUCCUGAGGUGAGCCGUUCCAGCUGGUCACUGGUGAAUUUUCUGCACCAGCACAGCUCCUAAAGUUCUACAGCAGUCAGAUACCGUAACUUUGUAAAUACAUCUUGAAGAACAACA
This is a messenger RNA of Coturnix japonica (Japanese quail), 4230 nucleotides long. RefSeq lists its product as uncharacterized. NCBI's taxonomy places the organism in Eukaryota, Metazoa, Chordata, Aves, Galliformes, Phasianidae. Gene Ontology annotation, molecular function: double-stranded RNA binding; zinc ion binding; single-stranded RNA binding. Gene Ontology annotation, cellular component: precatalytic spliceosome. The record is from RefSeq and is a predicted model, not a curated record.